Molecule: messenger RNA, 4938 nt
Organism: Chelmon rostratus (copperband butterflyfish)
Lineage: Eukaryota; Metazoa; Chordata; Actinopteri; Chaetodontiformes; Chaetodontidae
Gene: diaph2
Product: diaphanous-related formin 2
Exons: 30
Coding region: 328-3720 (1130 amino acids)
Biological process (GO): actin filament polymerization; actin cytoskeleton organization
Cellular component (GO): cytoplasm; actin filament
Molecular function (GO): actin binding; small GTPase binding; microtubule binding
Source: RefSeq, a predicted model, not a curated record
UUCCGUCGUUUACCAACGUUACUAUAUUAUUGCUAAGUUACACGGUAAAGCAUUCCUCAGCGGUGUGAGGUAACUUACAGCUGGGCUGAGGAGCCUUCAGGACGGAUACCAUACUCUACCACACCUCUUCAAGUAGCCUCCUCGACUGUUGGAAACUACUUUGGAUGCGGCCAACUUGAAUGUAUUCUUUAACUUUGAACGGAAUGGAUUUUGAAAAGACCUAGCCUGCAUGGUUUGCUGCACAAGAGUUGUUAAAAGCCUGCUGGUGGAGUUUGCCAACUUUUGAGGAGGUCGUGUUAAGUUAAGGGGAACUAACUCAAAGCCAAAAUGGAUCAAGCCAGCGGUGGGGAGGACCCAAAUAAAGCCUCCAAAAAGAAGUCCAACGAGGAUGAGGGUAAAAACAAAAAGCUGAACAUACACAUAAAAACAUUGGCUGACGAUAUGCGUGAUCGUAUAACCAGUUUCAGGAAAACAGGGAUGAAGAAGGAGAAGCCGCUUAUACAACACCCAACAGAUCCCCUCUCUACCCAGGCUGAACUGCCUGUUCCUCAGCCCCUUUUUGAUGACCGCUCCAUGAACCUCUCAGAAAAGGAGAUCAUUGACCUCUUUGAGAAGAUGAUGGAGGACAUGAACCUGAAUGAGGAACGCAAAGCCCCUCUGCGUGGAAAGGACUUAAGCACCAAACGUGAGAUGGUGGUCCAGUACAUCUCAGCCACGGCCAAAUCUAUAACUGGGAGCAAAGUUGCGGGUGGACUAAGAAACAGCAAGCAUGAGUGUACACUUUCAUCCCAGGAAUAUGUCCAUGAGCUGCGUUCAGGCAUCACAGAAGAAAAGCUGCUCAAUUGCCUGGAGUCCCUCAGAGUGUCUCUCACGAGUAACCCUGUCAGUUGGGUCAACAACUUUGGCCAUGAGGGUCUUGGUCUUCUCCUGGAUGCUUUGGAGAAGCUGCUGGACAAGAAACAGCAAGAGAGUAUUGAUAAACGGAACCAGCAUAAACUCAUCCAAUGCCUGAAAGCUUUCAUGAACAAUAAGUAUGGACUGCAAAGGAUCCUGGGAGACGAGCGGAGCCUGUUGUUGUUGGCCCGAGCGAUUGACCCCAAACAGACCAACAUGAUGACAGAGAUUGUCAAAAUUCUCUCUGCGUUCUGUAUUAUUGGAGAAGAAAACAUCCUGGAUAAGAUUCUAGCUGCCAUGACAAUCGCUGCAGAGAGGAACAAUAAAGAGAGAUUUGCUUCAAUUGUGGAGGGACUGGAGAACCACGAAGCCCAGCAGCUCCAGGUUGCUUGCAUGCAGCUGAUCAAUGCCCUGGUCACCUCCCCUGAUGACCUGGACUUCAGGAUACAUCUACGCAAUGAGUUCUUAAGAUGUGGCCUCAAGAAGAUCCUACCAGAGCUAAAAGAGACCGAGGAGCUGGACAUCCAGCUGAAGGUGUUCAACGAGAACAAGGAGGAGGACUCUAUUGAGCUCUCCCAUCGCCUGGAUGACAUCCGAGCUGAGAUGGAUGAUAUGAAUGAGGUUUACCAUCUCUUGUCCAACAUGGUGAAAGACACCGGCUCAGAGACCUUCUUCCUGUCAAUCCUCCAGCACCUAUUGCUUAUCAGGAAUGACUAUUACGUCAGGCCUCAGUAUUACAAGGUGAUAGAAGAAUGCGUGUCUCAGGUGGUCCUGCAUCGUAAUGGGAUGGACCCCGACUUUGGCUACAGUAAAAGACUGGACGUGGACUUCACCCAUCUGAUUGAUCAGUGCGUGGAUAAAGCCAAAGUUGAAGAGAGUGAGCAGAAGGCUUCAGAGUUCUCCAAAAAGUUUGAUGAGGAGUUCAGUGCGCGGCAGGAGGCCCAGGCCGAGUCUCAAAAGAAGGAAGAGAGAAUCAAAGAGCUGGAGGAGAAGAUCCAGGCCCUGGAGUCCCAGAUCGCAGCGGGUCCCGCUGCGCCGGGAGCACCACCUCCACCACCCCUACCAGGGGGUGCAGCAGCUCCACCUCCUCCUCCACCACCUCCUCCCCCACCUCCACCUGGUGGCUGUCCUCCUCCUCCUCCUCCACCUCCUCCUCUCCCUGGCCAUGCUGGCAUUCCGCCACCACCUCCACCUCCUCCGCCCCCAGGUGGAGGACCUCCACCCCCGCCACCACCCCCUGGUUGUGGGCCCCCACCUCCUCCGCCUUUCCCCGGGGGCUUAGGCGGGCCGCCUCCACCUCCCGCAUUACCUGUCAUCAAGCUGCCUUAUGGACUGAAGCCCAAGAAGAUAUACAAGCCAGAAACUGUAAUGAAGAGGGUCAACUGGACCAAGAUAGUGCCUCAGGAAAUGGCAGAGAAUUGCUUCUGGAUCAAAGUCAAAGAAGAGAAGUUUGAGAAUCCUGACCUAUUUGCUCAGCUCUCCCUCUGCUUCUCCUCGCAGAGCAAAGUGAAAAAAGACGUAAGAGAUGAGACUGAUGACCGAAUGCAGCAAUUCAAGAAAAAGGCGAAAGAACUUCGCAUCUUGGAUGCCAAGACAGCGCAGAAUCUUUCAAUUUUCUUGGGCUCGUUCCGCCUGCCUUAUGAAGAGAUUCGGGACAUUGUGCUGGAGGUAGACGAGGAAAGACUGAGCGAAUCACUCAUCCAGAACCUGAUAAAGAACCUGCCGGAGCAGAAAGAGCUGAGUGCGCUAGCGGAACUAAAGGGUGAAUAUGAAGAGCUAGUGGAGUCGGAGCAGUUUGGCAUUGUGAUGAGUUCAGUAAAGCUCCUACGAUCACGUCUCAAUGGCAUUCUGUUCAAGCUGACGUUUGAGGAGCAGGUGAACAACAUCCGGCCAGACAUCAUGAAUGUGACAUUUGCCUGUGAGGAGGUGAAGAAGAGCGAAGGCUUUUGCAAACUCCUGGAGUAUGUGUUGCUAGUUGGCAACUACAUGAAUGCUGGCUCGAGGAACGCCCAGACGUUUGGUUUCAACAUCAGCUUCCUCUGCAAGCUCCGAGACACGAAAUCCAUCGGUCAGAAUACAACUCUUCUUCAUUUCCUGGCUGAGCGGUGUGAAGAGAACCACGAUGUAAUUUUGAGGUUUCCGGAUGAACUCGAGCACGUGGAGAGCGCCAGCAGAGUGUCUGCCGAGAUCUUAAAAGGCAGUUUGACCACCAUGGAACGUCAGAUUCAGAGGCUCGAGAACGACAUCGAGAACUUCCCCAAAACGGAUGACCAGCAAGAUAAGUUUGUGGAAAAGAUGUCGGGCUUCUGCAAGCAUGCCCGGGAGCAGUAUGAGAAGCUGUCCACGAUGCAUAAGAACAUGCAGAAGCUCUAUGAGAACAUAGGCAGCUACUUUGCCUUUGACCCACACUCGGUCAGCGUGGAGGAUUUCUUCGGAGAACUGGCCAACUUCCGCAUCCUCUUCAUGGAAGCAGUGAAGGAGAACCACAAGAAGAGGGAGAUGGAGGAGAAGAUCAAGAGAGCCAAGCUGGCGAAGGAGAAAGCGGAGCGUGAGAAGCUGGAGCGCCAGCAGAAGAAGAAGCAGCUGAUUGACAUGAACAAAGAGGGAGACGAAACUGGCGUCAUGGAUAGCCUAAUGGAAGCUCUACAGUCCGGAGCAGCCUUCCGCGAUCGGCGAAAACGGACGCCGCGCAAUGGUGAUCAAAGUCCUUCCAGUCCAGCCUCUCGGUGGCCGGGUGCUAACUAUGGUAACAGAACCCUAGACAACCGCCGCGCAGUCCUGGAAAGGUCUCGUUCGCGCCACAACGCAAAUCACCAAGCUCGAUGAUCACCCGCGCCUACCACAAGACGCUAGAUAAGUGCCAAAGAGGCCUGCGAGGUGGAGACCUGGAAGACAUCUGAAGGAGGGACAGACCAGCCCUCACUGUGGCGCUAACACACACACAAAAAUACUCACACACACCCACACACACAGCACCACGUAUGGAACGAAAACGCCUAGAGAAGCCACACAGAGCUGAAGAAGCUACAGUACAUCACACACAGACAUUUAAUUCUCAUGCUGUUUGUCGGACGCGUUACAUAUUUAUUCAAUACUCUUUCUCAUCACUCUAAAUGUUCACGUCCUCUCUAGAUUCUCUAUAGAAAAAAACACAAACACAUUUUCAAGGCUUCUGCUGUUUGAAAUGAAAGGUUUUCCUGAUUUGAUUCUUGCAAGUCUAAGCCUUCUACUAAUCAAAAUACUACAGUCCACAUGCAGUUUUGAUUUUGACAUGAAACAGCAUGCAGUUUGUUGAAAAUAGACAGUCUGCCAAGAAGGACUGUACCAUAGUGUAUGCUUAUCAUCCUGACAAACAUACCGCACACAGUACAUUCAACAAAGGGGCAGCGGCCAGCUGUCCUUUAAAUGGAAGAUUCAACAUCAACGUUGGCAAGACUACAACCUGCUGAUGUUUGCCUGAGCAAGUCACCAAACUCUUAACGGGCGAGGGAGUGGUGCUUUUUUUCUGUCAAUCCCUCCUUCAACCAACAUCAAGAGUCCACAUGAAUCAUUUUAAUUUCAUUCCAUAUCCCACAAAGCCACAAGCCCUGUCUGCGCCGAUAUUUCUCAGCAUGUGACUCAUGGAUCCUGAAACUGUAAUCUCCAUUUUGACAAGAUGCAUUUUUAUUUUUAGUUGUGUAAUAUCUAACCGAUGCCUUUGGGGUGCUGAGCUCUGUCCCAGGUCGCCUCUGCUGUUAACGUGAGAGACUGACACAUUUCUAAAUGCUUAUAACUGCCCAGAGGAACCAACAUGACCCGUUGACCUUCCCAUCCCUCACACAGGUCGGCAGUGGGGGAAGGUAUUAGUGUUUUUAAUAUAAUCUAAUUCAAUCUGUUUCUCCUUUUUUUAAAAAAUAUGAAGGCUCUGAAAAGAGGUUCAGAAAUUAUAUCUGUCUGGAGAUCAAUGGUGAAAAUUUCACUCCACUUAGAAUUCUCACAGAUUUUCAAUGGAUUUUUUCACCUGUUUUCAAAAAAUGGAAAAAAAAAGGUCUGUCAGAAAACCAA